AUGUCUCAACAUCAAAAACACGCGCAAAAGGACUCUCCGGGAUCACAGUUGACACAGUCCAAACUUGGUGGGGCCAGUCCCAGCGUGACCGGCGCUCCAAACACGCCAAAGCAGCGCUGGGUAAAUCUGCUGAGACCUGUCGAAUUCCGCGGAGUAUCUCGUGGAAAGAAAAGUCAGUGCGGUCCUCUCCUCACAGUUCCUCUGGAGGAAACCCAGCAGUCACACACUCACACACUCAGUCCAAACUUUCCGUGCUCUCACAGCAGCAGCAGCAGCGGCACUGGGCUCUCCGUGUUUCCUCUUCUUAUCCCGGGACACCAGAGCACCACACUGUCCUCCAGAGCUGACCCCACACCGCGCCACUGGAGCCUCUGUCCUGGAGCCUCUGUCCCGGAGCCUCUGUCCCGGAGCCGCGGUACUAAAGUGUUGAAGUUGUGGCGGACGCUUCCAGCUCGGAGCGUUCAGCUUCUCCAGAACAAGUUGUGCCUCAUGUGCGUGUCCCUCUCACGGCGGCAGCACUCCUCCCCCCGCUCCUCUCCAUGUCCUCUGGGUGUCGUGUUUCUGCUCAGGCCCGCCCCGUGGCCGCCCACACUGACGGAGGAGGGGAGGGCAGGGGGGGCAGUCACGCCCCCUCACCACGAGCCGGUUCACGCUGGCGUCACUGUAGCACACGACGUUGCCUCGGUGACCGCCACACGGCUACGUCACAUCCGGGUCUGA
Messenger RNA from Knipowitschia caucasica, 720 nucleotides. The record is from the annotation of a GenBank genome assembly. NCBI's taxonomy places the organism in Eukaryota, Metazoa, Chordata, Actinopteri, Gobiiformes, Gobiidae.